Molecule: messenger RNA, 1535 nt
Organism: Cuscuta epithymum
Lineage: Eukaryota; Viridiplantae; Streptophyta; Magnoliopsida; Solanales; Convolvulaceae
Source: the annotation of a GenBank genome assembly
CACACUACUAUGAUCACAUUUUGUAGUAGCUAAAAUUUCUUUUUCCAUCUAUGUAUGUGUACGGAUGUACCUCAUUCUGUCUACACUAUCCGAACUACAAAUCUCUCUGCUGUUUUGAUGCUAUUGCUGAAAACAUGAGGAUAUCUCUUUAGGAAAAGGUGAAAAAAUAAGAAUUAUCCGGAGUAUAUGAUACACUCAGGGGAGGAUCUAUGUUAGGGCUAUGGUGGGCUGAAGCCCAGGGCAAAGCAAAAAAAAUAAGUUUUUUAAGGUAUUAUUUUGACAUAAUUCCAUCUAGCCCAGCCCGGGUUUUUGUAUAGCCCAGUCCAAUUUUUCAGCCAAGUCUAUAAAACAAAAUCUUACCAUAUAAAAAUCUAAUAUAAAUGUUAUACACAUCACCUCCCACUUAAUAAGUGGCACUUAAUUUAUACGUAUAAUGGCCAUAAAGCCCACAAAGCAUCAAUGUAAUAAAUACAAUAAAAUAUGAUUCAAUUAAGAACUUGAUUAGCAUGUUCACAUGAACUUGUAAAGUGUUUGAGUAUCUUCAACAACAUUAAUUGCCCAAAAGUGAGUUCUUGGGCAAAAGUUUGUAGUGUAUAUAGACAUUUUUCAUGUUUUGAAUUUGUGUUCGAUUUACUUUAGUUUGUAGUGUAUAUAGACAUUUUUCAUGCUUGGGACAAAAUUUCUAUGAAGGACCGACAUGUGUACACAUUUUGUGCACACCUAGCAAAACUCAUAGAUGGAAAUGUUUUCUUGAAGAAGUGAAUGAGUUUUUCUCAAAAAAUAAAUUCAUAUAUGCACCAGACUUGAAUUCUAAUUUCUAAAUAUAUGGUUGGUCAUUGUUGAAAAGAAACUACAAUUGAUAAUCAUUAUUACUUUGAUGUUUUCAAUGAGGUAAUAUACUUUUAUUCAUGGAGUUAACGACCCGGUUUAAUGAUAAAUCAGUGGAACUCCUUUCUUUGAGUGUUUCAUUUGAUCCAAAAAAUUCAUAUGAGUCGUUCAAUGUCGAUGCUAUUUGUACUCUUGUAAGGAAGUUUUAUCCCGAAGAUUUUAGUAGUCAGGACAUUCGUGCUUUGAAAUUCGAGCUGCAACACUAUGUUCAUGAUAUGAUUCAUGAUAUCAAGUUUCAAGUAUCUACACUUGUUAAAUUAUGUGAGGAAUUAACUAAAAGCAAAAGGUGUGAUUCAUAUGUUAAGAUGACUAGAUUGAUUCACUUCGUAUUGGUCUUAUUGUUUCUACUGCAACAGUAGAUAGAAUGAUCAGUUUCUGUCGUGAAACUUCUAAAGGCAACACUCUGCAAUAAAAUGGAUGAUAGUUUUCUUGUUGAUUGCAUGACACUUUACAUUGAAAAAGAUAUUACUCUCAGUAUAGAUGUAGACUCUAUUGUUGAUGAGUUUUUUGUUUCAAAGCCUUGUCUAGAACAAAUUUAGGGGAUACCUUUUAUAUUUGAUUUUUCGCUUAUUUUGAAAAAAAAUCAAUGUAUUAUCAAUUAAAACUUUCAGCCCAGCCCAACAUUAAAUCCUGGAUCCGCCCCUGGA